Molecule: messenger RNA, 558 nt
Organism: Lathyrus oleraceus (garden pea)
Lineage: Eukaryota; Viridiplantae; Streptophyta; Magnoliopsida; Fabales; Fabaceae
Exons: 1
Coding region: 1-558 (185 amino acids)
Source: RefSeq, a predicted model, not a curated record
AUGGAACUAGAUUAUGUCUUCAUGGAAGACCUCGUUAGAGCUGUGGCACAAUUCUACCCCUCUUCAUCUGGAGGAAUGUCUGGGGGGUUCAAUCAACCUCCUUCCCCAGAGGGGGCUCUGCCUGUAUUUCACGAAAACCAAGAUCAGCCUGGUCCUUCAGCUUCAGAAGGGGAGGAUCGGGCUGUCCGGGAUUUUAGCAGUGAAUUGCGUAAUAUUGAGUCAUUACGCGAAGAUAAGUCCCUAGAUGUGAGCUACCGAAAUGCCUUAAUAAAGCAGGAAUCCAUUAUAAUUGAAAUGAAAAAGUCCCUUUUACCGGGAAAUCAAAUAACAGAUGAGGACAUUCAGAAGGGAGUCGACUCCUAUUUAACAGCCACCAUGGGGCAGUCAGUUAAUUAUCGUUGUAAGAAGCUUUCAUAUAUUCAUAGGGAUUUGACCGACCGUGGGUCGACUAGUCCCUAUUUUAAUGCAAUAAUCAAAGAAAUAGAAUCCAUGAAUGGCCCUUUUUUUAGCGUUCAUGGAUUGCUUUCCUCUUUUUUCUAUCCAUCUGAGUAUUUUUGA